CUGGUGCAUUUGGAAGGGUGACUUUGGGCCUGUGAUCCUGCAGGGAUGUUUCUGUGAGAACGGACUGGUGUGACCUUGUAGGUGGUGUUUUUUAAGGUGAAGGCUAAUGUUGUUUUUGAAAACAUAAACUGACUGAACUCUCGCCAUGGUUAAAACGGAGAUAAGGGGAAAGUGAAAUAAUUGGGGCAAGAGGCAGGUGUGUGAUUAAGAGAAAGAAGAGAAAAUUCCAUCCGAUUAGAUCAUUGUUUUAGAACUGUAUAAAAGCAUGGGCCAUGACUAUGUAAAUCAGAUUCCCUGCAGACCAUCUCGGCUUUGUUGUUUGAUUCAAUAAAGUCUAUAGAUUUUUGGCAUCCAGAACCACUUGUCUUUGUAACUCAUUUUUCUUAUUCUGAUUUGCAGAAGUAUUUGCGAUGACACUUCCUACCUGGAAGGUUGGUCAUAUCAGGUGACAUGGAGGGGAUCCACAUCUGCUCUAUGCAGACUCUCCACUGGUGUCCCAUAAGGCUCAGUACUUGGUCCUCUUCUGUUCUCCAACGACAGUCGAUCUCUUGGUCAGGUCAUAUCCUCACAUGGGUUUUCUUACCACUGCUAUGCGGAUGACACUCAACUCAUCCUCUCCUUCCCUCCCUCAGACACUCAUGUUUCCGCUCAGAUCUCUGCAUGUCUGGCAGACAUCUCAUCAUGAAAGGCAGUUCAUCAGCUGAAACUUGAUCCCAGCAAAACUGAACUACUGUUCAUCCCAGGUGAUUCAUCCCCAUCUCAGGAUCUUGUGAUUUCCCUGGACAACUCUCUGAUCUUAACAUUGCUUACUGGAUGCAACCUUCGGUUAACCAUGGACAAUCAACUGUCCUUUUCCUCUCUCAUUGCUAAUUUUACAUGCUCAUGUUGAUUUCUCCACACAGGCCACUCAGAUGCUUGGUCAGUCCUUUGUCAUUUCGAGACUGGACUACUGCAACUCGCUCCUGGCAAGUCUGCCUCUGAGCACCAUUCAACCUCUGCAACUGAUCCAAAAUGCAGCUGUGCGACUUGUUUUCAACCUUCCUAAGUUCUCCCACCCCACUCCAGUACUACGCUCCCUCCACUGCCUUCUUGUAGCUGCCCACUUUUUUUGUAGUUGUCAAAAAGCCAAAGCCAAAAACGGACCAGCACCCACUUACCUCAAAGCACUUAUCACACCCGCACCCCACCACGCUUCCUCCGAUCCUCCAGCACUGCUCGACUGGUCCCACCAUCUCUCGGGGUACAAAAUUGCGAUGGCCAGUGAGCACAGCAGAGAGCCAGCUGGGCUGGAUGGACUACCAGAGCUGUACAGCAUUCUACGUGGAGAGGUGGCUUCUAUUACAGCAUAUGGUGCUUUUGUUAAGAUUCCAGGAUACAGAAAACAAGGUCUAGUUCAUAAGAAUGACAUGUCUGCCUCCCGGGUUGACAAUCCUGCUGAAAUUGUCGAUGUUGGAGAGCAAGUGUGGAUUAAAGUCAUAGGCAGAGAGAUUAAUGAUGAAAAAAUCAAGCUAGCUUUUUCUAUGAAAGCUGUUAAUCAAGGCACAGGGCGGGACCUGGAUCCCAACAAUGUGAUGGCUGAGCAGGAUGCACGCAGGCGUAGGCAGUUCCGGGAUCACACAAGUCAGAAAAUCACUCUAGAAGCUGUGCUCAAUACCACCUGUAAGAAGUGUGGGUGCACAGGUCACUUUGCAAAAGACUGUUUCUCACAGCCAGGGGAGAAAAAGUAUAGUUUGGUGCCAGAAGAGGAGGAGGAACCAGCCAGCCAGACUGUCCAAUCAGAGCCUCAGAAAAGAAAGAAGGAAAAGAAAGCCAAGAAAGAGAAGAAAAAGAAAGAGAGAAAGCGAGAGAGCUCAUCUUCAGACAGCAGUGAUAAUGCCAAAAGAGCGAGACACUCCCAUUCACAUUCAGAAAAGAAGAAAAAGCACAAGAAACAUAAGCACAAGACACACAAAUAAGCUCUGGACAUCAGGUCAUGGAGUUCACAUGUUCAGCUGCAUAAGUCAUUUGUGUGUGUGUGUGUGCGUGCACGCGCAUCUGUGUGUUUACAAAGGACUUUCAGUCUCAUACAAGUACAAGCCUGCACUGAUCUUAGACCAGUCAGCUUUCCUGCUCGUGUCUGAAGGCUGUUCAUUUUAUAAAAAAUUAUGAAUUGGGGGGGGAAAAAAAACAUUGGUGGAGAAAUAAAAGUGCUGAAGUGAAAACUCAACAUACAGAAUUGUCUAAAUAUUUCACAAAAAGUCAGUUAUUUGUUGCAGUUUUGAAAAGUGGUGGUAAAGUCCAUGACUGGAGUGGUUGGGACAUGGAGGUGAAAGGGCAGGGGUCAUUCCUGCAUGACCUCCUUACCCACUGAACAGAAGCCAGGCAUCAGCUCAAAUUAGAAAACACGUGACAUGGAUAUGGGAACAAGCUUAAAUUAGAUGUACAGGACACAGUCCCAGCAACCAUGCAGUCACCUAGCAGACCAACCCAGGGGCCUUGGAUCUGCUGCUGGAAAUAUUACCAGGUAUAAAUAGGCUGCGUGAUGGAUUUGUGAUGGCACGGUGAUGCAGAGCCUCAAUAUUUACCACUUUAAUGUGAGGAAUUUAAUGAUGAGACCAUGUGCUCACAAUAGAUUACAUCAGGAAAAAAAAAAACAACAAAGUAGCCAUGUUUUUGGGGAUGUAAGCUG
Molecule: messenger RNA, 2668 nt
Organism: Pangasianodon hypophthalmus (striped catfish)
Lineage: Eukaryota; Metazoa; Chordata; Actinopteri; Siluriformes; Pangasiidae
Gene: zcchc17
Product: zinc finger, CCHC domain containing 17
Exons: 8
Coding region: 912-1955 (347 amino acids)
Biological process (GO): RNA stabilization
Molecular function (GO): RNA binding; zinc ion binding
Source: RefSeq, a predicted model, not a curated record